Molecule: messenger RNA, 3883 nt
Organism: Chelonus insularis
Lineage: Eukaryota; Metazoa; Arthropoda; Insecta; Hymenoptera; Braconidae
Gene: superdeath
Product: Suppressor of ER stress-induced death
Exons: 8
Coding region: 140-3085 (981 amino acids)
Biological process (GO): proteolysis; peptide catabolic process
Cellular component (GO): cytoplasm
Molecular function (GO): peptide binding; zinc ion binding; metalloaminopeptidase activity
Source: RefSeq, a predicted model, not a curated record
GUUGUAUACCCUGUUAAUAUGAGAGUUGAAUCAGUCGUUGGCGCGCGUUCUUGGCUGUAGCACGUUCCCGAAUAUCAUUUCAACAUCGAAUAUAAUCACAUGAAGAGUGUGAUCGUGUUUAAUCAGGCUUUCGCAUGCUAUGACACAGUCUUGUGAAGUUUUAGCAAUGAUGGAUGGUCACACAACAACAUUUGGGAGGAAACGAGGCUGCAUGAUCUCAAGAUGUGGUGCUUUCCUUCUUGCAGCGGUCUUUGUUCUUGGAAUCAUAACUACAGGCUUACUUGUUUAUCAUUUUGCACCUUGUCUCAACGGUAAAUCAAGACAAAAUGGUGAUUUUGAAGAUAGUGCACUUUUGAAUUCUGCACGUUCUUUUGCAACAGCAGAUAUCACCAAGAAGACUGUGGAUGUUCGAUUGCCCAGGUCUGUUAUUCCAGAGUUAUAUGAAGUGAAACUAAUGCCAUUUAUUUGGGAAGGCAAUUUUACAUUCAAUGGCGAGGUCACUAUUUAUGUAAAUGUUACAAAGGAUACCAAAAACAUAACACUGCAUGCUGUAGAUUUGGAUAUUAAUUCUAAAGCAACAACAAUAAAAGAGACCAAUGCAAUCGCUAAUGUCAGUGAAUGGCUUAAAAUAUUAGACCAAACUAAUGACACUAUUAGACAGUUUUAUAUAAUCCAUACUGAAGAAACUUUGAAAGCAGGAAAGCAAUAUAUAAUUAACUUAAAGUUCAUUGGCCACUUGAAUGAUUAUCUUCAAGGUUUUUAUCGAAGUUCUUAUACUGUGAGUAACCAGACAAGAUGGAUAGCAGCCACACAGUUUCAAGCAACUGAUGCUCGUCGAGCUUUUCCAUGCUUUGAUGAACCUGCUCUAAAAGCUCAAUUUCAGAUAAGUAUUGCUAGGCCAAGUAAUAUGACUUCAAUAUCAAAUAUGCCACGUAAAGGAGAUCCUCAAUUAGUGCCUGGCUUACCAUCUUAUCUUUGGGAUCAUUAUGAACGUUCUGUACCGAUGUCUACUUAUUUAGUAGCUUUCAUCGUUUCUGAUUUUGAUACAUUAAAGGAUACAAGUAAUACUUUUAAUGUUUGGGCACGUCAUGAAGCCAUAAAUCAAGCUCAGUACAGUUUAGACAUUGGACCUAUGAUACUUAAACAUUAUGAAGACUUCUUUCAAAUUAAAUUUCCAUUACCAAAGAUGGAUAUGGUUGCGCUACCAGAUUUUGCUGCUGGUGCCAUGGAGAAUUGGGGUUUAAUUACUUAUAGGGAAACAGCAAUGUUAUAUGAGAAAGGAGUAUCUACGAGCGGUAGUCAACAACGUGUAGCCACAGUUGUUGCUCAUGAAUUAGCUCAUCAGUGGUUUGGAAAUUUAGUCACACCAAGUUGGUGGACAGAUCUUUGGUUAAACGAAGGGUUUGCAAGCUAUGUAGAGUAUAUUGGAGUAGAUUCAGUAGAGCCAGAUUGGAAAAUCCUUGAACAAUUUGUAAUUCAAGAAUUACAAAAUGUUUUCACUUUAGAUGCGCUUGCGUCUUCACAUCCAAUAUCAGUUGAAGUAAGACAUCCAGAUGAAAUAAAUGAAAUAUUUGACAGAAUUUCAUAUGGUAAAGGGGCUUCCAUUAUUCGUAUGAUGAAUCAUUUCUUAACAACAAAAGUCUUUAAACAAGGAUUGACAAAUUAUUUAACUGCCAAAGCAUAUAAAAGUGCUGAGCAAAAUGAUUUAUGGGAUGCAUUGACGAAUCAAGCUCAUAAAGAUAAGGUUUUACCAGAUGAUAUCACAAUAAAACAAAUUAUGGAUACUUGGACACUUCAAACAGGAUUUCCAGUGGUCACAGUAAUAAGAAAUUAUAAAAAUGGUGGAGCAUCUGUCACUCAAGAAAGAUUUAUGCUCCAAAAUAGUAUGAAUGAUGCCACAAGUAGUGAUUCGCUAUGGUGGAUUCCAAUUACUUAUACAACUGAAUCUGCAAAAAACUUUAAUGACACAAAGCCAUCCUACUGGAUGAAAGAAAAGUCAUUAACUGUGAAAGAUUUUGGGACCAAUGCCAACCAAUGGGUAAUAUUUAAUGUUCUAGAAACUGGAUUUUAUCGAGUAAAUUAUGAUCCAACUAAUUGGCAGUUGAUUAUUAAACAAUUAAAUUCCAACAGCUUUAAAGAUAUUUCUAGAAUUAACCGUGGGCAAUUAAUUGAUGAUGCUUUGAAUUUGGCACGCGCUGGAAGACUUAAUUACACAACUGCUUUAGAUGUUACAACAUAUCUUGCUCAUGAAACUGAUUAUAUUCCUUGGAAAUCUGCCCUUACUGCGAUGAAUUAUCUUGACAAUAUGUUAAACAAAUAUCAAGGAUAUGAUCGAUUCAGAGUCUAUAUUCUGAAACUUUUGGAUAAUGUGUAUAAAGAAGUAGGAUUCAGAGAUAGUCCAGGAGAUCAACAGCUUACAGUAUUUACACGUGUUGAUAUCCUUAUUUGGACUUGUACUUUUGGACAUGAUGAUUGUGUGAGAAAUGCUGUAACACAAUUUCAAAAUUGGAGAAAUUCUCCAGAUCCUGAUCAAGAUAAUCCGAUUUCUCCGAAUUUGAAAAGUGUCGUUUACUGCACGGCCAUUCGUACAGGUGGACAAGCUGAAUGGGAUUUCGCUUGGGAACGUUAUCAAAAAACAAACGUUGGUUCAGAAAAAGAUUUGCUUUUAUAUGCUCUUGGAUGCACAAGAGAGCCUUGGAUUUUAAGCCGAUAUCUUGAAUGGGCCAUAACAGAAAAUUCAGGAAUCAGAAAACAAGAUGCUUCUCGAGUGUUUGGAGCUGUUGCUAGUAAUCCUGUUGGUCAAUCUCUUGUUUUUAGUUUCUUGAGAAAUAAUUGGCCACGUUUAAAGAAAUAUUGUGGAUCAUCAAUGCUGGCAAUAAACAAUAUUGUAAAGUCUGCUACUAAAAAAAUAAGUACGAAAUAUGAACUGAAAGAUUUAUUGGAAUUCGCACAAGAACAUGAAAAAGAACUCGGUGGUGUAACACGAACUAUCCAACAGUCAAUAGAACAAGCUGAAUCAAACAUUAGAUGGUUGAAUAAAAAUUACAUUACUAUUCGUGAUUGGUUAUUAAGAAAUACUGCGUGAGUGAAUGAAAUAUGCUUCAGUGAAUGCGAUGAGUCUGAAUUAUUCGAUUAAAAGUAAUAAUAUUUAAUGAUUUUUUCAUGGGCUCACAACAACUUGUCAAGCUUGUUACAAAAUAGUUAAAGAUUUUGCAUUGUAUGUAUUUGUAAAUAUCAUAAGAAUACUUUUAAGAACAUUUUAAUAUGUAUAUGAGUCAUUUAAAUAUUGUUGAAUAGGUAAAAAUUGUCAUGAUUGAUCUGGUAUUACACUAUUAGUGAUAUCUUUACGCUAAAUCUCUUUAUAUCUACUUAUGAGAAUUAAUUUUUCAAAUUGCAUGAUGGUUAUUUUUUAAUGUACUCCAUUUAUAUUUGUAAUGAUAUUUUACAUAGUACGGUACGAAUCAUCGUACGUACUUAUUUAUAAUAUAUAAUUCAUUGUUUAUUGCAAGCGAAGCAUUAUAUUAUGAAAUAUUUUCAUUCAUUUUUGAGAUCAUAAAUUUAAUAUAAUUGAAAAUUUCAUCAUACUUGCAAGUAUAUACAAUUUAGGGAAUAAAAUUGCACUGAGUUGUACUUAUUAAAAUAAAUUUUAUUUGUAUGUUUAACAUAACAUUCUUCUUUUGAUAUUAUUAUGUAAAUUUGGGUAUUUGAACUAACGAUUAAAAUUACGAAUAGCAUAUGUUUCAAUAAGGGAAUAAUUUAUUAGACUUAAAAUAAUUACAUAAUUAAUAUUAUGAUAACUUACAAGAAAAUGGAUAAAAUAUACAGCGUUAUUGUGAUGGUUAAAGUGUUAAUUUGUACAUAAAUAGAUAAUGCUGAACCUGGA